Molecule: messenger RNA, 2325 nt
Organism: Nerophis lumbriciformis (worm pipefish)
Lineage: Eukaryota; Metazoa; Chordata; Actinopteri; Syngnathiformes; Syngnathidae
Source: RefSeq, a predicted model, not a curated record
AUGGCUGCCUCUUCGGAGAGCCACACUGCGUUAAAGGGAGACAACGCGCCCAAAGACAAGCAUGGCCGUCACGAAGAGUCCGUGUCGCAGCCUCGAGAGAUUAUUAAACCGUCCAUCCGGGACCUGACCAAAGAAGUAAGGACGAACAUCCUGUGCACCGUGAAAGGAUGUGGCAAGAUUCUUCCCAACACACCUGCAUUGAACAUGCAUCUUGUAAAGUCUCACAGAGUGAAGGAUGGUAUUAUCAACCCCACUAUCAGAAAGGAAAUGAAGACAUCAAAUAAGCUUUACUGCUGUCCUAUUGAAGGCUGUCCCAGGGGCCCUGGCAGACCCUUCUCCCAGUUUUCCCUUGUAAAACAACACUUUAUGAAAAUGCAUGCAGAGAAGAAACACAAGUGCUCCAAGUGCAACAAUGGCUACAGCACAGAGUGGGACCUCAAGAGGCACACCGAGGACUGUGGAAAGACUUACCAGUGUACAUGUGGAUGCCCCUAUGCCAGCCGAGCUGCACUGCUGUCGCAUAUCUUCAGGACCGGACAUGAGAUUCCUACUGAACACAGAAUUCCACCAGUAAAAAAGCGGAAGAUGGAGAAACUGUCCACAAGUUCUGAAAAGGCUCGGACCAAUGAGUCUGUGAUUGUUUCUUCUACUCAUGAGCUAAUAGAGGAUUCUUCAUCUUCUGACAUUAUCAUUCAUAGCCCAGACUCUGGGAGUCAGACAUCAAGUGGCCACAAGAGCGUCCAGAAACAGCUUUUACCAAAACCAAACAUGGCGUUGGUCAGCGUGCCUGUAAUGCAGCUGGCCCACCUACCUGUUCUCCUUCCCUCUACAGAAACUGGUGCGCUUAGCUCUGUGGUGCUGGCGGUCAACAGCCAAGGCUCUGUUAGCACCCUUCACCUUCUGCCACAGGCCUCAGGAGCUGUGGUACCCCAGCUGGAUCCAAGGAGCCUAGGUUUCCAAGAUAGUAUGCCUACAUCUCGAUCUGGCCUUGGGCCCAUCAGCACAGGGGUGCAGGUUGGACUGGACAGUCUAGUUACAAAUAACUCGGGCAGCAUCUUGGGACCACAGCGAGGAAAAAGCACCUCUACUAACAUUCAGACCGACAAGUCCUACCUUUCAAAAAUGCCUGCAGGGGAAGGGAUCGGAAUGUGUUCUGUUGGAGAGUCCUCUGUGUCAUCCUGCUCUCAGACGGACAUCAGUGUUAGUGCCCAAGUCCUCCUGCCAAUCAGUGUUCAAACACAGACGUUUCACACACGGGUCAGAACCACCUCAACGAUCGGGGCUCAGACAGACAGCCAUUCAUUGAAUCAAACUCUUUGGCCCAGUACUUCCUCAUCUAUGCCACAAAGCAAAACCAGGCAGACACAGACCAACACAAUCUCACAAUCAAAUGAAAAGGCUCAGGAUCAGGUCAUCAUGUGCUCCGACCUUUUUAGCAGUGAUGCCCUUAGUGUCUCAACCCAGACUGCUCUGCACGUUAAUGAGUCUCUGGUAGCUACAGGAAGCAAUUUAUACGAGGACACAAAGGCAGCAGGAGGUAUGUGUUUUGGGGUUCAGACAGAUUUGCUGAACUCCAACAAUGUAUCAGACAACCAAACCCAAACGAUGACCUUGCUGAAAGACCUUGAAAACAUUCUGUCUGACAGCAUGUCAGGCCAUCAGCCUCUGACUGCUGACGGUGCUGGUUGCAGCUCAAACUUGGGUCCUGUUCAGGAGCAACACAGCGCCAUUGAUUUUGACUUUGAAGAGUUUCUCAGUUCUGUGCACAUUCAGACACAGACAGAGGAAAGCGACCUGGAAGGCCUGAAUAGUGACACACCCCUGGAGUCAUUGGACAUCCAGACUCAGACCGAUUUUUUCCUGAUGGAUGAAUUAGAUGAAAACGAUGGACCAAAUCGAACCCAAGCCAGCGAUUUGGAGCUAUUUGAUACUCAGACACAGACUGACCUCAACUUCCUGCUGAGCGCUGGAAGCCACAUGCCACUGAGCAGCAUUCUGCGCCAUUCAAGCUUUUCUAUGAGCACGGAGUCCUCAGACACAGAAACACAGACGGACCUACAUUCAUUUGCUCCAUGCCUUCCUGUUCAAACACCUGUUAAUCAGGGGGAUCCGGGGAGGCUUUUAAACAGCACAGAGACACAAACCAGCCAGGAGGAAGGCUUUGGAAACCUCUUCCUUACAAGCAACGAAACACAAACAGUAAUGAAUGACUUCUUGUCGGCUGACUCGCUGUGGAACAUGGAUUCGCAUUUCAGCUCAGUGGAAACUCAGACAUGCCAGGAGCUUUGUGCAUUUUUUCAACAUCGUGAGAAACCCAAGAGUUGA